AUGAUAUACAAGAACAAUCUUACGGGGAGUAUCUCUCCUUUUGCAAAUUUGUCAUCUUUUCGCAGAUUGUCUUUAGCCUACAACUACUUUGAUGGUAGCAUUCCAGAUGGUUUUGGUCGAUUGAAGAAUCUUCAGCAGCUUGCACUUGGCGCAAACAACUUGUCUAGCACCAUUCCUCAUUCGCUCUUCAACCUCUUUUCUCUCAUAUUAUUUGAUGUCUCUAUGAACCAAAUUCAGGGAAGUCUUCCCUGGGACUUGGGCAUCACUCUUCCCAAUCUUAAACACUUCAACAUUGCUAAUAACCAUUUUACUGGAUCAAUUCCGGUUUCAAUAACGAAUGCAUCUAAACUCCACCUUCUAGAAAUGGUUCAAAACAAAUUUACUAGAAAGGUUCCUAAUUUAGCGCGGCUCCAUAACCUCAAUUGGUUAAUCCUUACAAGCAAUCAACUUGGUUCCGAGGAAGCUGAUGACAUGAACUUUAUCUCUUCUUUGAUCAAUGCCACCAAUUUACAGUUUUUGGGUGUGAACAUCAAUUAUUUUGGCUGCAAGUUUCCAAAAUCCAUCAGAAAUGAGUUUAAAGCUCUAGUUUAUGAGUUGAUGCCUAAUGGGAGUCUAGAGGGAUGGCUGCAUUCAAGUCCAAAAACUAAUAAUGGGCAAAAUGAGCACCAGAGACUUAACCUUCUAGAAAGAAUAAACAUUGCCAUAGAUGUGGCUUGUGCACUUGAUUAUCUUUAUCACCAAUGCAAUACACCGAUCAUUCAUUGUGAUUUGAUGUCGAGUAAUAUCCUUCUUGAUCAUGACAAGGUUGCCCAUGUUGGAGAUUUUGGCCUAGCUAGAUUUUUCCUAGAGCUUACCAUUCCUAAUCAAAGUAGUUCAAUUGAAAUAAGGGGAUCCAUUGGAUAUGUACCUCCAGUCUUGGAGAGAUCGCAAUAUGUCUCUAAUUCAGGAGCAAAAUAA
Camellia sinensis is the source of this 957-nucleotide messenger RNA. NCBI's taxonomy places the organism in Eukaryota, Viridiplantae, Streptophyta, Magnoliopsida, Ericales, Theaceae. The record is from RefSeq and is a predicted model, not a curated record.